UAAUGGAUAUAGUGAGUGAUUUUGAAUAUUAUGUUUAUUCAUAGUAUGUACAGUGUAAAAUGACUAUCAUUUAAACUUAUUUCAUUGUCAAAAUCGACACACUGUAGUGACUUUAUGAAUGUAAUUAUAAAAGAAUUGGUAGAUAAUUUAACAUUUUAGAUUACGAUGGCUAAAACUAAAAAGGACGCAUUUUGGCGGGAAUAUUUGAGGCGAGAAAAAGAAGAUAUUAAAUCGCUUUUUCUCUACCGGGCAUGUGCUGCCGAGUUCCUUGGUGUUUUCAUGUUAGGGUUUUACGGUGUUGGGUGUAACAUUCUUGGCGGGGACCUCCAACAAGUUUCUAGUGUUCAUGUUGCUCUCGAAACUGGCUUUUAUAUAGCAGUGGCAAUAACCAUUUUCAGCAAGGUUAGUGGUGGACAUGUCAAUCCUUCAAUUUCCAUGGGAUUUUUUGUUACUGGUAAAAUUUCAGCUGUAAGAUUUGUUCUAUACGUAGUAUGCCAAACAUUAGGUGCGAUAUCAGGCGCUGGAAUCGUCUUUGCGAUCACAGAUGAAAAAAUACGUGGACGGUUUGGCGUUAUUCUCCCAAACCCACACGUCAGUGAUGGACAAGCCUUUGUUUGUGAGAUGAUAAUAACAUUCAUGAUGCUUUUUGGAACUUUUGCUAUGACUGAUGAAGUGAGAGAUGAUGUACAUGGGUUUGCUCCAUUGAUGAUUGGUCUUCUGGUGUCAAUAAACGUGUUCAGUGGGUGGAACAUAUCUGGCGGUUGUAUGAACCCGGCACGAAAUUUGGGUCCAGCUAUAAUGACGGGAAAGUUAGACAAAAUGUGGCUUUAUUGGAUAGGAGAUCUGGUCGGAGCUGCCGUUGGUGCUUUACUGUACGAUCGUAUUUUCUCAACAAAAGUUUGCCUUGGUUGGCUGUCCGAAGGAUGUUACAGUAAACGGGUUGAUGAAAAGGAAAUUCAACCUGACCUUGCUGAUGAGAAGUCGGGCAUAGACACACAUUCAGUAAUAUACAACAAUAAGGUUGAGGGAUGCUUAUCCAAUCAUGCGUUCAAUACUGACGACAUUACACGUGAUGACUUUCAAGGUGCAAAAUUGUGAUUGCAAAUUAUAUAAGUUGCAUUAUAAUUCCCUAAAGAUAAAACUGCAUUUCAGUUCAGGAUAUCUGGUGAAACUGUGUAAAUAAAGAAGAUUUGUGCAUAUAUAACGCAAUACGUAGGAUUUAAUAUUCUAUCAAACAUGUGUUCAUGUUUUUCUGUUCCUUAAAAUCAACUUUGAUGGUUAUUCAUUAACAUACUCUGAAAAUUCCAGUAUAUGUGUGUUAAGUCAUUUUAUUUACAAACAAAAUUAAAGUUUUAGCCUAGAAAGGCUAACGUGUAAUUUUUAGAAAAAUGAAAUAGAAAUGCACAAGCACUUUGUACCCGCAAAAUGCCUUUUAAUAUCUAUAACGUUUAUAUUAUUUAUAUGGAUAGGAAAAUUGUAGUUUUAUAACUAAAAGUAUUUCAAAGUUCAGUUCAAAAUGCAUAUAUA
Messenger RNA from Mytilus trossulus (common blue mussel), 1527 nucleotides. Its product is annotated as aquaporin AQPAn.G-like. The transcript has 3 exons. Gene Ontology annotation, molecular function: water channel activity. Gene Ontology annotation, cellular component: plasma membrane. The record is from RefSeq and is a predicted model, not a curated record. Bases 166 to 1098 code for a protein of 310 amino acids. Lineage: Eukaryota; Metazoa; Mollusca; Bivalvia; Mytilida; Mytilidae. Gene Ontology annotation, biological process: water transport; transmembrane transport.